CUGCGUGUGGCCCCAAGAUGGUGCGGAAGCUGAAGUACCACGAGCAGAAGCUGCUCCGGCGGCUGGAGCUGGUGAGCUGGGAGGCGGCGAAGGGGAGCUUGGCCGAGGUGAAGGCGCUGCGGCGUUACCGGCUGGGUCGGCGGGAGGAUUACGUGCAGUACAAGGCGCUGGCCCGCACCGUCCGCGCCUUAGCCCGCCGCCUCCGUGACCUGGGACCGGCCAGCGCCGCCUUCCGCGCCCGCUGCGCCGCCGCGCUGCUGGAGAAGCUGUACGGGCUGGGGCUGGUGAACUGCCGGCGGUCACUGGCCGUCUGCGAGAGCCUCUCGGCCGCCGCCUUCUGCCGCCGGCGCCUGCCCUGCCUGCUGGUGAAGCUGCGGAUGGCCCAGAACCUGCGCCACGCCGUCACCUUCGUGGAGCAGGGACACGUCCGUGUGGGCCCCGAGGUGGUGACCGACCCCGCUCUGCUCGUCCCCCGCGCCGUGGAGGACUUCAUCACCUGGGUGGACGCCUCUCGCCUCAGACAGAAGGUGCUCGACUACAACCAGGAGCGCGAUGACUUCGACCUGGCCGCCUAGGGAUGCGCCGCCUGCCCUGCCUCUGCUGCCCGCGCUCUUCUGCUCUGCCCCUCGGACGGACAAACCACGGCCGUGCCACUAUCGGAUAUUUCCCCCUCCCCUAAAACACCCCUGAAAGGGGAGCAGGGAGGAAACGUACUCACUUCUAGUAAAGUAUGGCUCUGCCCCUAGUUCCCCUUCACAGCUAACGGCUCCGUUCAUCUGUGCGGAGAAACGUCCCUUCCACAUGCAUCGCCCCAAGAAAACAUCCGAUAACGUGGCCUCAUCACACUUACAUCCCGUAAAGCGAAAGUGCUUUGAAAGGCCAGAUCGCAGGAGAGGAUGCGAUCGGGUGUAAGUGCUUGGCUGCCAGUAAUAGCUGCUGGGAGGGGUUUUAAGCCUGGCCGAGCAGCUGGUUUAGGACUGAGUUUGGCAGCUUUGCUAAGAGGUUGCCCUGCCAGUUCCUCCUUCAGCUGAUGAGCGUGCAGUAUCUGGAGGAGCUGCUUCUGGAAGGGUUUUCUCUUGAUACUGAGGAACAUGUAUGUGGGGGAAAUGCAGGGGUUGUUUGGGUAAACAAGGAGGCCAAGUACUGCAUUUCUGGAACUGUAAAAGUUUCAGCCAAAAACGGAAUUUAAAAAAAAAAAAAGGGCAGGAAAAAAAAAGCCAACUUUUAUUUUCAUGUGAAGUCGUAAAGGGAAGUUUGAUACUCUGAGUUCAGUAUCUUUGCUGUGUGGGGUUCCAGCUGACAACUGGGCAUCAUUUACGGAGCGGGAUCUAACCGGGGAGGCAUUGGAGUAAAAGCUGUCCUAACCGUAACUGCAAAUCUGGGGGGAACUUGUGCGUUUAGCACGUAAUCCAAACAAAAAUUGGUACCCAAGGGGAGCCUCAGGCCUUCUGGGGCUGUUGCGAACUUUAUUGCCCUUCGAAGUAAAGAGCAGAAAAGCAAAAAUAAACCAGUUGUUUUAAGUUGCUGAAGAA
Messenger RNA from Grus americana (Whooping crane), 1532 nucleotides. It is a transcript of the gene IMP3, whose product is annotated as IMP U3 small nucleolar ribonucleoprotein 3. The transcript has a single exon. Gene Ontology annotation, molecular function: rRNA binding; structural constituent of ribosome; snoRNA binding. Gene Ontology annotation, biological process: rRNA processing. The coding region runs from base 18 to 575 and encodes 185 amino acids. The record is from RefSeq and is a predicted model, not a curated record. Gene Ontology annotation, cellular component: small ribosomal subunit; small-subunit processome; Mpp10 complex. NCBI's taxonomy places the organism in Eukaryota, Metazoa, Chordata, Aves, Gruiformes, Gruidae.